Molecule: messenger RNA, 2081 nt
Organism: Diabrotica virgifera virgifera (western corn rootworm)
Lineage: Eukaryota; Metazoa; Arthropoda; Insecta; Coleoptera; Chrysomelidae
Gene: Pink1
Product: serine/threonine-protein kinase Pink1, mitochondrial
Exons: 9
Coding region: 133-1962 (609 amino acids)
Biological process (GO): protein phosphorylation; regulation of apoptotic process; positive regulation of mitochondrial fission
Cellular component (GO): mitochondrion
Molecular function (GO): protein serine/threonine kinase activity; ATP binding
Source: RefSeq, a predicted model, not a curated record
CAUUGUCAUUGUCAUUCAUUAGUGUCAUAGGUAAAAAUAAAAUAAUAAAAACGUAAUACUUACACAAGAAAAUUUAUUCAGUUUAAAUAGAAUAUCGCCCUUCGGGGUGUAAAACUUGAUUGAUAGUGCAAAAUGUCGUUAAGAGCCUUAGGUAGUCGUUUAUUUAAAAAUGGUAGUGUACUUAUUCGUAACACACGAAACAAAAGAGAAUUCAACACCAAAACUAUUGCCGACAAAAUUAAUGCUGCUGCUUCACAUACUCCUCCCAGUAACUUCACCAGCAAUCAGGUAGUACCUCGAAGCUUCGCUUUACGAAAUGUCGGCGUGCAAAUUGGUCUUCAAGCUCGAAGAAUAUUAAUUGACAAUGUUCUAAAUCGAGUAACUAAUAGCUUAGCUGCGGAUCUUAGAAAACGGGCAGCUAGAAGGAUCCUGUUUGGAGAUUCUGGACCAUUUUUUGCUUUAGUUGGAGUUAGCUUAGCUUCUGGAACAGGCAUUCUUACCAAAGAGGAAGAACUGGAAGGGGUAUGCUGGGAAAUAAGAGAAGCUGUUUCAAAAUUAAAAUGGCACCAUCAAGAUAUCGACCUCGAUGAAACCCGAUUCGAAACUUCUCCCGUUAACCUAGACGAUCUUUCUUUCGGCAAACCCUUGGCCAAGGGGGCAAAUGCUGUCGUGUAUGCUGCAAAUCUGAAAAGCUGUGAUUCGAACGUUUCUGAACAGAGUACUGCUUUAAUUGAUAUUAAAGACACAGAAAGCGAUGAUACGAAUAAAUUUCCACUCGCUCUGAAGAUGAUGUUUAACUAUGACAUUCAAUCCAAUGCGAUGGCCAUAUUAAAUGCUAUGUACCGAGAAACUGUACCAGCUAGACUGUAUUACAGUAACAUUGGUAUAUCAGAUUGGGAAAUUGAUUUAUCAAAAAGGAAUAGACAUUUACCACCCCACCCAAACGUAGUCGCCAUUUUUUCGGUAUUCACCGACUAUGUACCUGAAUUGCAGGACUGCCGUGGUCUGUACCCUGCGGCACUUCCAAGACGGAUUCAUCCAGAUGGAGAAGGAAGAAAUAUGUCACUGUUUCUGCUGAUGAAAAGAUACAGCACCAAUCUAGAAAACUUCCUACGAACAUCUCCACCGUCCGUGAGAUCAUCUGUACUUAUCUUUACUCAACUCCUUGAAGGUAUAGCUCAUAUAAAUGCGCACGGAAUAGCACAUCGCGACUUGAAGAGCGACAAUUUGUUGCUGGAUACUUCUGAACCAGAAGCUCCGAUGUUGGUGAUAAGCGAUUUCGGCUGUUGUCUUGCUGAUAAAGCUAAUGGUUUAAUGCUACCUUAUACAAGCUACGACGUUGAUAAAGGUGGCAAUACGGCCUUGAUGGCACCAGAGAUAUUGUGUCAGGUGCCUGGUACUUUUAGUAUCUUAAAUUACACCAAAUCGGAUCUGUGGGCUGCUGCAACAAUAGCAUACGAAAUAUUUGGAGCUAGGAAUCCAUUUUAUAAAAGCAACGAUCAAAUUUACUUAAAAAGUUCUGGUUACAAAGAAGAAGAUCUGCCCGCUCUGCCAACUGAAGCGCCAUAUAUUAUAAAGAUGUUAAUCAAAAAUCUACUACAACGAAAACCUAAUAAGCGUCUUAAUCCAGAGGUGGCUGCGAAUGUUUGCCAGUUGUACUUAUGGGCGCCAAGUUCAUGGCUAAAGGCAGAAACCAGAAAGUUGCCUUCUAGUGCCGAGAUUUUGCAGUGGCUCUUAAGCCUCACGACCAAAAUACUCUGCGAAGGCAGGAUUGCUAAUAGACGCUUUUCCCAAUCUGCCCAGCCAGACUCGGAGCAAGCUAACAUGGAAAAAGGUGGCAGGCGAACUUACCCUGAAUAUCUUCUGAUAUCCAGUUUCUUAGUAAGGGCUAAGUUAUCGAACAUAAAAUCCGCUCUGGCUUGGAUCCAGGAGGUUAACGAAAAUACAAUAUAUUACUAUUGAAAAUAAAAUAUCAAAUGGUCAAUGCUUAUAAAGACUGUUGUUGUUGUGAUUAAUAAUUGUGUGAGGUUAUGCGGUGUAAUAUAUCUUUAUGAAAUAAAAAAUAUAUAGAUUUUUACAAA